AUGGAGGUUAACUGCUUAACGCUAAAAGACCUGAUCAGCUCCAGACAUGGAAAAAGGGAUUUUAUAGAUGAAGAUGGGGAAAGUGCUCAAAAGGUAAGCAGGUGCCUAAACACCCAGUUCUGUAUUUUCAAAACUGCUCAUGGCCAUCAGGCAUUGUUCUCAACUGUGUUCUCAUUUAUUAAAAUCAUGGUGAAACUUACAAUAUUCCAGAGUAGUAAAACCUACCUGUAAUGUCCAACUCAAAACAAAACAAAACCAUUUUAAGUAUGAUUAUAGUUAGCUCCAUUAAGUUUAAAAAUAAAAUUGUAACAAUAUACAUAUUUAAUCACUCUUUCAGUUGGGCACUUGUCUCAGAAACUUGCAAAAGAUCUUCCCCUUGGUUCUAAUUUCGCAGAAAGCCAGUUUCUCCACCCUGCCCUUUAAAGGAAAUGAGGAGUCAUUUUUUCUAUUAAUGAGAUUUUGUGCAAGACAUUUGCCAUAUGGGCAUGGGAUUAUGGACAAUCCUGUCAUUCCUGAUUGGAUGUUUGUGGCAGACUCUUAUACCUGUGAAAGGGUUGAAGCUGAUGCAGUACUGUAUCCUACUAGUGCUCUCACUGAGCAAAAUGGAUCGAUACCUGGUUUCAGAUAUGAAACAGUAAACCUGAAGAGGUGCUCCUAAUUAAACAGAAAGCACAGCAAGAAAAAUGUCUCCAGUGUCAAGUGUUUUUACUUUAAUGCAGUGGUCUGGAUUUGAAUGGAGCAGUGGCAUUGGGGGAGGGGUACUUAACCCUUUAUCUUCCAACCAUUCUGAAGCUGCUGUUAACCAAAUGAGAGGAGUGGAGUUAUAUGCUCCGCCGCAGCUUCAGAGAUGAGCUUUCCUUCCAGGAAAGGGCUGUCCGUUCAAACUGGGACACACACACUUGGCAGUUGCAUUAAAGCAAAAACAGAAUACAUCAAGAGAUCUCCUGUAUCAAUGAGGCAUACAAGUCAAUGUAAUGGAUUGGUUUCUCCUGAGAUGCUACAUUCUAUGCUGCCUGGAACCUCACAUUAUAGAUUUUAUCUAAGGGGGGAAGCACAACCUUCACCUCAAAAUAGCACUUUUUAAUCUGCAAAAGCAAUGACUUGCUACUAGUGGAACAAUAGGCCUGGAAAUUUACAAGCAAUGUGUGUGUAAAAGUGAAGAAGCCAGAAGAAAGCUCAAUUAAGUAUACAAAUAAUCUGUUGCUCUCUGAUUCAAUAGUUUUUUAAAAAAUGCUUGUCUCAGUUUGCUGCCAUUGUAGGUAUUAAUCAGUUCAAGUUCCGCAAUCACUUUUGGCUCUUUUGACAUUGUUGGUUAUCUACAGUAGAUCUCUAACACUAGCUAACCAAACAGGCAAUGCAAGUCUAUAUGACUGUUGACUGCUGUGGUUAUAUUCCCACCAGAAAAGCUAGAUAGAUGUCCUAGUGAGAGCAGAACAAUUGUUUUUCAGCCUUGUAAAGUUUCGAAAAGCAGGAGGUUUAAGUAAGAAACAUGAUACUGGUACAGCAGUGUGCAUUGACAUGACCAUAUUGGUAAGAUGUAUUAAAUCUGAAGUAGCAGAAAACUAAGGUGUCUUGCAGGAGAAACGCAGUACGAAAGAAAACUCAAUUUGGCCCUCACAAAGUGUGGCUCCCAUUGAGUUCUAUAGGAUGGAAUAAGCAGGCUAAAGUUUGGGCCACAGCUGAGAGGGAAUUCUGUGGCUUCAUUUGCAUGUCACAGUAAGCCAAACUCUGGUUUAUUGGGACCUUGCAGCCCCAGUCUAUUUUUACUCCUAAGCUCAGCCAAGGUUAGCUUAGCAUGUCAUUGAUACCUGGGUCCAUGGCUAUGCUUUUCCUCACUACAACUUGUGUUUAGUGGGAAGAGACCCUAACUACAAGCCUGGGUUUGAAUGACACCAUACAGCACAUGGUUAGUGAAGAGGGAGCUGAAACAUGAACCUGCAUUUGUGCAGGAUGCUAAGUCAAACUUUGCAGGCAAAGUGACUUGUGGGCUUUCCAGGAGCCCACUUGCACGAAACCUUUACCGCAGUGUGUGAACCAGGCCUGUGUCCCUGGCAUUUAAGUCGAGCUGCCAAAUAAACUUAAUCACUGGUUAAAUAAUACAUGAUUCAGUGUGAUGUAUCACACAGAACAGGGAUGAGAUACUUGUUCAAUGGACAGUUUUCAUCAGAGAUUUGUCCAAUCAUACCUUGGCAACUCCCAGGGAUAGAAAUGUAUAGUUUCAAUGUGAAAUUUUCUCCCAGGUGCAUUCAUCAACUUAGCAACUGUUUUUAACCCAGUUAAUUUGAUCUUAAUUGAGAUUUUUUUGUAUUUUUGUUAUCCCUUCCAGAAAAGAGUGAAAGCAUUGCACAAUUUAAAAACUGUUUUUUUCCCCAGCAUUUUCAGUGUUGGUAACCAAUAUAAGAUUUCAGAAUGUACAGAAGUAAUUUCCAUAGGUUCUGUCAUGUUCUUCUGUGACCAAGAAAUAGUAUCCUGGACAUAGCUGUCAACAUUUCCCUUUUUUAAAGGGAAAUUCCCUUAUUCUGAAUAGGAUUCCUCGCAAGAAAAGGGAAAAGUUGACAGCUAUGAUCCUGGGUAGGUUUAUGAAAAUGUCAAGGGCCUAUGCUGGUGAAUGGCUUCCACUGCGUUCUAUGAACAGGGUAAAGGUAAAAGGACCCCUGAUCAUUAGGUCCAGUCGUGACCGACUCUGGGGUUGCGGCGCUCAUCUCGCUUUAUUGGCCGAGGGAGCCGGCGUACAGCUUCUGGGUCAUAUGGCCAGCAUGACUAAGCUGCUUCUGGCAAACCAGAGCAGCGCACGGAAACGCCGUUUACCUUUCCGCCGGAGUGGUACCUAUUUAUCUACUUGCACUUUGACGUGCUUUCAAACUGCUAGGUUGGCAGGAAUAAACAGGGUAAAUAGGCUUAAAUUUGACACAACUGGACUCUCCCCACAUAUUGUGGUCAUCAGAGUCUGGGACAAAAAGUCCCCCCCCCCCCUGUUGUUCCAAUCCACUGUCUGGUUUCAGUCCACUUUUCACCAAUUUACAUGAAGGGCGUUUAAUCCUAUGGCAAAAAUUAAAGCCCUAAUCUUAGGAACAAUGCUAACCUUGAGCAUUGUUCCCUGACCAUAAAACUGUAUUUUGGUCUUUGCUACUUGACUGACAGGUAUUUAGCUCAGGCCCAAUAUGCUUGAACAAAAUGCCUGUCAUUGUAUUGGGUGAAGCGUGUUUAGAAGGAGGGCCUGUGUGGCUGUGUGAUAACUUGCUCUUAAAACAUUCUAGCACCUCAGGGUAGUGUCCGUUGGUGGGGGCUGGGAUGUGAGGGGGGUCACAGAUAUUUAUUUCAUUUAUUUUUAUUUAACAAAAUUUACAUACUGCUUGGGUGUAAUAAAGUCUCUAAGUGGCUUACAUGAAAUAUUAAAAUUUACAAUUAAAAACAUUUUAAAAUGAUAGAAAAAUGAACAGUACAAAAGAGAUUGAAACACACCAACUUCUACAUGUUUGGAUAGACCUGCCUAAAGAAAACCUGUUUUGAGAAGGUCCUGAAAAGAGCCAGCAGAGGUUCUUGUCUGCUGUCAAUAGGCAGAGAGUUCCAAUAUGCAAGUAUAAAAAUAAUCAUUUUCUUUCAAUUGUGGAAUAAUUAUGUGGCAGCUGUAAUGGUGCCAGUUCCCCAGACUGAAGCAGUUGAAUGGGCACCUAGGAAGUAAAAUACAGUCGUACCUCGGAAGUCAAACAGAAUCCGUUCCAGAACUCCGUUCGACUUCCGAAACAUUCAACUUCCAAAAUGUGGCUUCUGAUUGGCUGCAGGAAGCUCAUGCAGCCAAUCAGAAGCCAUGGAAGCCCCAUUGGAUGUUCGGCUUCCAAAAUAACGUUCAAAAAACUGGAACACUCGCAUCCAGUUUUCGAUUGUUCGGGAGGCGAAACGUACAAGCUCCAGGGCAUUCGAGAACUGAGGUAAGACUGUACAGUAGUAGAGUUCGUCUAAAGUGCAUCGCUUUAUUUCCUGCCUAUAUGGCUAAGGUCAAGCAAUGCGCUGGAUAUAAACUUGUCUCCUUCCUUUGGGACACAAGGGUCUGGGAUGAGGUUCUCUCUCAACUCCAUCCUAAAUUUUAGCCUGUGUAUCUUGCCCCAUAGAUCUCUAUGGGAGCCAUUUGUAAUUGAGCAGGCCACCGUUUCUUGGUACAAUAGGACCACAGCAUUGAUUGGCUGCUUCUCUGCCUUCCAGUUAUCUCCAAAGCUAUCUUUUCUUUCUAAUAGGAAAAUAUAUUUGAGCGACCCAGAAUGACCCCAAAGACUCCCAUGAAAAAUGAACCCAUUGAUUUGUCAAAGCAAAAAACCUGUACCCCUGAGAGAAGUCCAAUUACACCUGUUAAGCUGACAGAUAGGCCCCUGGCAGAUCCAUGGACCCCCACAGCUAACCUAAAGAUGCUUAUUAGCGCUGCUAGCCCUGACAUGCGGGACAGAGAAAAGAAGAAGGAGCUCUUCAGGCCAAUUGAGAACAAUGAAUUUAAUGACGCUUUUCCCGAUUCCUUGCAGGUAAGAGAGACUUUCCACGGCACAUUUGUUUUGAAUUAGUCAUUUUUUAUCUGUUUAAACUAAAUAAUAUUUCAUUUGUAGCCUUCUUCAUUUAUCUGAUUUGUGGACAACUCUCCCAAAUUGUCCUGAUUUGACUUUUCGCAGCCGUUCUCCUAUUUCUGCUCACAUAACCAAAGUGCCACUUCCUUUGUUGUCUCUUCGCCUGCCAUUUUGAGCUGUACUGUCACAUAUUACUUCCUCUGCACAGCUGCUUCACGGGGCCACCAGCAUAGAAGAUUUAGAGAAUGUGAACCUUCCUUAGAAACAAGAAUGCAUGGGGGAGCAGGCAGACUCUUUGUGCUUUCCAAGUGACACGAGCAAGAGACUUAAUUUUCUAAACCUUACCCCCCUCCCCAAAAUAUCACUGCCGUUACAAAUAUAUUGCACAAUAAAUGACUACCUGCUGUUGUGUCACUGGAAUCAUGAAUUAAAAAGAUGUAAUUAUGUAUACAUAAAAUGUGAAAAAAUUCUACUCUUCUCCUGUUUUUCAGAAAUCCUCAUGUCAACGAGUUGACCCCUCCCUGGUUCAAAGCGGGGUGAGGGAGGGGCGUAGGUGGUAGAUGGGGAUCCACUGGUAGAUCUCUAGAUAGUUUGCAGCAGAGCAGUGAUUUCUGGCUCCCAAUUGUUUUACAAAAGCAGUAACAAUGUUAUUUUUUAAUUUAUUUUAUUUAUAUACCGCCCUUCAUCAAAAGCUCCCAGGGUGGUGUGCAACAUUAAAAACAUACUUUAUGGAGCAUAAUAAUAAUAAUAUAAUACAAAGAAUAACAACAUACAGCAUAAUAAUAAAACAAUCAUAAUCACAGCCCGUACAACUUUCCCCUCUGAAAUUAGGCUGCCGAAAUGAAGAAAGCUCAUUAGCAUGAGUUAGACUUUGAGCUCGGUUUUUGUACUGAAAAGGGAUUCCUUGGCUCACUGUGUAUCUUACACCGGACUGCUCGGUACAUCCUCGGGUUCCAGCAGCAGGAGGCAGAGGAGCAGUGUGGGUGGGCACUGGCUGCUGCCCCAACCUGCCCAUGCCGUGUGUUUCUGCUGCUUACGGAGAAUGAGAGGGGCGAGGCGCAGGGAGCUCAGGGUGGUAGCAGAGCCAAUACACUUGCUGCUGCACACACGCCACCCUGAGCUUCUUCGGUCAGCCCCUGUGACAUGCAGCAUUGGGAAGUCAGGGUAGCAAUGUGGCCCCACCCUGCUGGCUGCUGCUGGGUUCUAAUAAAAAGCAAAGGAGGUCCAGUGAGCCUUAUGCUACCCAUUCGUGGUUUAAAGUACACUCCGAUCCAGCUGCUGUAUUGUGCCUCUGGUGAACUUCUCCAAAUAAUGCUGGCUGUUCCCAGUUCGAAGCAUGAUUACUUGUACUCAUUAGCCGUAUUAAUCUUGCUCCCCUUGGAUAAAAUCAGCAGUUCCUGUUUAGAAACGCUUUCUGCAAAUUCUUUAAAAUACAAAGGCAUAGAUUCCAAAAUCUGCCCCCACCAUGCAAGGUCCAUAAAACAUAGUGCUACCUAAGGCAGCCAAAAUCUUCCUGAGAAUGGUCACUCCCAGAGCCAAUCUAGUGAGAACCGCUUUCAUACAUUAUUGCUUAAAAUACAACUUCAGGGGGUGGGGGAAUGAAAGCUGCAGUUUCUUUCAGCAUUUGAGGCUGUUUUAACAAAUAUUCCUUUUAAGGACCACUUGUUGCACUGCAGUAGCCCUCAAAGUUAUUUACUGGAGCCGUUCCAGCAUCUUUUAAGAUUUCUCUUAGGUGCAGAGGCCAAUUAAACUCACUAUAGUGUAAGAGGCUUCAGAAGUUUUCUUUUGUGGUACGAAACCUGGCCUUUGGGGUUGCUAAAGAUCUUUCUCUCAAAAUUGCCCUCUUUCUUCUGCAUCCAGUUUUCCUUGUGUUGUGCCUUUGGGGCUGUAAGCCUGCAGGCAGCAGAAGGGCUACAGCUCAGUGGCAGAGUAUUUGCUUGGCAUGCAGAAGGUAGGGAUGGGAAUGUCCCUUCUGAAACCCUGGAGAGCUGCUGCCAGUCAGUGUAGGCAAAAGCUAGAUGGACCAGCUACUUGGCUUAGUAAAAGGCAGCUUCCUAUGCCCCUAGGCCAAUUGUUUUUAAUUGGUAUGGGGUGCUUCGUGAAGUUUAAAUGCUCUACCCCUCUAGAGAUAGGUGGAAAGGCUCCCGAUCAAAACUAAGGUGCAGUGUUGCUCAUUACGUUCAACACCGGACCAGUUUUAUCCUUGCCGCCUUGCAAACCACGACAUUCCCAGUACUGUCCUGCUUGUCAGAGGAGCUACCAGUGUCCAAGACCUGUCCGCCAUGCUGCUGUCUUGGCCCAAUGGUUAGGGGAGAUGGGAGUUGUAGUCAAGCAACGUCUGGAGGUUACUUGGCUAUCCUUGAUCUACAACUCCACUCUCUAGACUUGCUUAAUACCUUAUGCAUGUAUUUCGUUUUCCUGCUGAAAGUCCAGGUCUUACGUAUUAAAAAUACAACAUGUAUUGCUGGUGCCGUGCUAUAUAACAAAGUGUUAUUUAAAAAACCAGGCAACUACAACCCAUUUUAUUUGUUUCUAGUGUGGCACCGUAGAUGAUGGAACAGUGGAUGAAUAUGAAAAGCAGAGACCCAGCAGAAAGCAGAAAAGCUUAGGGCUGCUGUGCCAAAAGUUCUUAGCCCGCUACCCCAGUUAUCCUUUAUCAGCAGAAAAAACAACAAUUUCUUUGGACGAAGUGGCUUCUAGUCUUGGUACGUAUGCAAGGAAGCAAUACUGACUGCAGGAAUGAAUGCUCCGGUUGAACUAGAUAGUAGCCCCUUUAAGGCAAGCAGUUCUCCUUACAAACCCCAUUUAAAUUAACUAUCCUCUCAUGAAAUUUCCCAUGCAUUUCAGUGGUGUUUCCAUGGAAGAAGGUACGGGGGGGGGGGGGGUUGGCAUAAAAACUCAAUGACUGAAACUGAAAAUAUUCCCCCCUGAUGCUACUUAUCAAUUAUCUGAAACAGGAUAUUUAAUAUAUACAGCACCAUGUUUCUUAUUGGAUGUAAACCUGAGGUGCAAAAUCAGAUGGACCCAAAGAUGUUUUAUUUAACUAGAUUUGGGCUGUAGCAUUCUAUGCAUUUCUUGUUGUGAGCUGCCCUGAAAAUUCUGUGGCCUAUAAAUUACAUUAAUUAAUAAAUGGCCUGCACACAAGUAUUUGGAAGAGCACAUUUCUUCCAAGAAUUGUAACUGCUAGGUCUUGCUUCUAAGCAAAUUGUUUCAGGACUGAAAUAGAAAACUGCUUUGGGGGCAGAAGUUGCUCAGUUCAACUCCUGUAAUUUCGAGUUAAAAGGAGCAGGUUGCAGAUAAUAGGGAAGACCUCUGUCGGAGAGCUUGGAUAGCCACUGGUAGUCACAAGAGGCAACACUGGGAUAUCAUGUAUAAGGCAAAGCAGCUUUUUAAAUGUUCCAGUAAGAGUAAGGCAGUAUUGAGCUCAAUAGUCUGAUCUGGCACAGAAGGAAGUUUCACAUAAAUAUGUAUAAAGUUAUUUUUCAUCUUUCUGUUUGCAUAGCAUAUUUUCUUAAAAUAGAUUUUUGACAUGGUGUUGUUAGGGCAGAUUUGUGUAGCCUUUUGCUAAAGGAAGUUUAAUGGAAGAUGUAAUGAGAUGUGACAGCGUCAAGAAAUAUUGAGCAGGGCACUAAGUCAUUUUCACUAUAGGCUCGCCGCCCCAGAUCUGCUGCUGAAAGGGGGGGGCACCUCUCCGCUUCCACUUGAGCACCAUUUUCAUAGUUCCCUAAACUCCAAUUAAUAGUGUCAUCUGUGGCUUAGCCUGUGAGUGAUGAUGCAGGGACACUGCUUGGUCCCAGCUGUAAAUCUUCACCUGGAGCAUGAAUAAUGGGUGGAUGACUCUACCACAAGUUCGCGGUACCAUCCCCUUUCCCAGGUGAAUUCCAGGCCUUGUUGAAGCGGACGUCGACAUUGUAAUUCAAGGGAUCUCUACAUCGCAGCAACAACUCAACUACACCCAGAGCCCAACAGUUUCAAAUCUUCUGCCUGUCCAUCCUAGAAUAGUAGUAAUAAAUACUUGAAGGAGGUGCGUGGCAACUGUGUUUUAACACAAAGUAGGCUGCCUUCUCUUGCCCCAUCAGCAUACCGCUGCACUGCCGUCCACUCCGAAUAACCCUAAAGAGCAGCCAAUGUAGUGCCCAGCAGAUCUUACGGACUACAAGUCCAAUCAUCCCUGACCAUAGGCUGUGUUGUUUGGGGAUGAUGUAUGCCAGGCAUCCCCAACCUACGGCCCUCCAGAUGUUUUGGCCUACAACUCCCAUGAUCCCUAGCUAAGAGGACCAGUGGUCAGGGAUGGUGGGAAUUGUAGUCCAAAACAUCUGGAGGGCCGAAGGUUGGGGGUGCCUCGUGUAUGCCCAUAACACCUGGAGGGUACCACAUUGGCUACCGCCGGAAUAACUUUCUUUCCCUCUGAGGACUUGACUGCAGUUUACAGUUUAGUAGCAUUUCUUCUGUUAACGGGGAUAAUUUAUGGAUGUUGCCAUGCAAAUUUAAGGAUCGUUGCGUAGAUUUUAAUGCUGUAACAAGCGCCACAAAGCCACAUGCUGUUUUUGACUAAGUAACUAUACAUUAUUUACUCUUUUAUUGGGGGUGGGGGAGAGACAGAGAUUCUAACUACGUGAAGAUUUCCUAUCACCGCCACACUAAUUCCUCAGAAGGCGGUGUUAUUAGGAACUCUGGUACUUUUGUUUGUCCCUUAAGCAGUGGCAAAGGCCGCUUAGUUUAACACUGGGAUGGUAGUCAGCAACCUGUUCUCUCUUGUUCUGCGUGACAAACUAAUAACUGCCUAAUUGAUAUUUUAAAUUAAAUUAAAUGUCUAGGUAUAGACAAUCAUGAGCUGCUUCUCACAUAAAGCUUUUCAUUCCGGGAUUGGCGUUUUCAAAUGAUAACGAGAGUGUCUAGACAUGAAAGGAUGAUGUAGGGAUUGACUAUUCAUGUAGCACUUCUCAAGCUGAAUGCUUCCACCUUGAGGCACCCAAACGAAGAUAAAUCAUUUUAACAGAAGUAGCUAUGUAGGCUACAAUCCAUAUUGUGAAUAAGCCGUAAAAGCCCUCCUAUAGGAUACCUCUGAGCCAAAGGACCCGGACAGGUGACUUUGAACACACAUUCCUAUGCAGGCCUGCUCAGAAGCGGUAUCCGGGGUGCCUCCUUCAAAAACAAGUUGUUGAGGCUGAGGGGAGACAAUAUGCUUGGGAACUGUUUUUAAGCCAGAGACACCAUAUUAACCCUCUGGUGUUACCUAACACACACACAUACCCCAGGCCAGGCAAACCAUGAGACAUCGCUGUGAUCCAAAUGCUUCAGCUAGAAUUAUGUGAAAGUCUCUAUGACUUGUAUAAUAUGGAAAGUAGCCCUGAAGAGACCAGUUUUCUCCUGUUAUGUAACUUUACAGCACAUCUCUAACGAGCCACUGAAAAGUUUUGCUCUUUUGACAGAUGUGUCUGUAUCUUGUCUGGUUGCUAAACAGUAGAACACAAGACCAUAAUUGUGUUCCUUGUUUUGGAAGUAGAAUACUGUACCACCAUGACUUGUCUUGUAAUGUGCCCAGGAAAGGGAGUUUUGUUUUGUUUGGUGUAUUUUGCGAUGUUUUGCUUUUAUUCUCUUUGUCUUUCUUUUCAUUCCACUUCUAGGGGUUGAGCGUAGACGAAUUUAUGACAUAGUGAAUGUCUUGGAGUCUCUUGAUCUCGUUAGCCGAGUAGCUAAGAAUCAGUACUGUUGGCACGGUCGUCACAGCUUGAGUCAAACGCUCAAAAACCUCCAGGAAAUAGGAGAGCUGCAGAAAUAUGAAGAACUUAUGGCUUCUUUCCAGCAUAAAGAGCUAGACCUUGACUGUAAAUUUGGAGAACACAAAAAAGAGACCUUUCUAGAUUUCCAAGACCGACAGUUGCUUGACUUCUCGGAGACAGAUUGUCCGUCUGGUAAGUUAGCAAAGGCUACUGGCAAAAUAAGAGAGAGGUCCUUGCCAUCAUCAACAUGUGAUAGGUGUUCUCUUUUUAUUUUUGAAGUAAAUUACUGCAUUGAAACAUGAUUGUAUCUUUUGGGGGGACAAGACUUCUUUUCGUCCAAAUGGUGCAACUAUAUCAGGGUCAGCUCUUGCGUCAUUGCCAUCUCUUGUUGCCCCAAACGCUGCCCUGAUAUUGCAGUUAAUAAUAAUAAUCAUCAUCAUAAUCAUCAUCAUAAUAAUAAUAUAUUCAUACCCCGCCCAGCUGGCUGGGUCUCCUCAGCCACUCUGGGCAGCUCCCAACAGAAUAUUAAAAACACAAUAAAACAUCAAACAUUAAAAACUUCCCUAAACUGGGAUGCCUUCAGAUAUCUUCUAAAAGUCAGAUAGUUGUUUAUUUCCUUGACAUCUCGUGGGAGGGCGUUCCACAGGGAGGGUGCCACUACCGAGAAGGCCCUCUGCCUGGUUCCCUGUAACUUCGCUUCUCACAGAACGAUGGGGGUGGAGACGCUCCUUCAGGUAUACGAGGCCAAGGCCAUUUAUAAAUGGUGCUAUGUAAAUGCUUUUAUAAAUAGAUGAAAUAAAUCAACCUACAUAUCCUUUUUCUCCUGGUGCUUCUAACUUCUGACUUCACUCUUCUUUGCUCCUAUAUUAUACACAGAAUAAAAUCCACAGAAUGUCCUGCUUUCCACACACUCCUUCAAGAUACUUUGCUAUGACCUUCCUUCUUUCCUUAAGAGAGUUAAAGUGCAACUGCCCAUCUGCUAUAGGCAAUUAUUUUCUGCUCAUUAAAAAAAACCUGCUUCCCAACAAGGAAAUGUUUUUCUUUUUUUCUGCUUGAGAAGCCUUCAAAACGCUUUCUUGGCUGUGAUAGAUGUAGCAUGCUGAGACUUGGGUUGUGUUUGUAAUACAGCGUCUGCAAACAGCAGAAAGGACAAGUCGUUGAGGAUUAUGAGCCAAAAAUUUGUCAUGCUGUUCCUCGUCUCCAAGACCAAGAUAGUUACUCUCGACAUAGCAGCGAAAAUAUUGAUAGAAGAAAGCCAGGAUACAGCAGAUCACAGCAAGUUUAAAAGUAAGAUUGUUUCUGGGAUGAAUUAUCAUUUAGUCACUGCAGAGAAUAACAGUCAUACUGACAUCACAAGGGAACAUACUUGGUUUUUCAGAUUUUUUUAGGGGGGUGGGAUUCAUAUGGAACACUAUGGCCCUGCAUCAUGUCAUGCAGGUGAUACAGGAUCCUAGUUCAGACCUUAGCCUGUGCAGGAUGCAAAGUGUGUGCAUGUGUGUACAUGAAUAUUAAAUGAUUACUUGGCCACUGUGCACUGAAAACAGAUUUUUAAAACUAAACGAUAAAAUGAUCCCCUGUGGUCCUGCCUAAAAUGAAAACAGCACACAAAGCUCUGAAACGAAAUUUAUUAUCCUAGAUUGGGUUAUGAAUGUAUUUUAAAGAGGCUGCAAUCCUGGAUUAAAAUCAAUUCAUUGAUUUAUGUAGGACCAGGGUUUGAACUCAGGGACUAUAAUAUAAAACAAUUAGUUUUAUGUUUUUUUUCUUAUUGAAUAUGGCGUAUUCAUGUUCCAGAUAUAAAUCUUUAUGCAUAGUAAUUUUGCUAGGACAUUCAUCCACCGGUCAAGAGUAAGAGUUUAGACCACAUCCACCCACCCCAAAGACCUAAAAUAUAUUAUAUUUUUUGUACCCAGUCCUCAUGGGGAGCCAGUGUGAUGUAGUGGUUAAGAGCAGUGGACUCGUAAUCUGGCGAACCGGGUUCGCGUCUCCGCUCCUCCACAUGCAGCUGCUGGGUGACCUUGGGCCAGUCACACUUCUUUGAAGUCUCUCAGCCCCACUCACCUCACAGAGUGUUUGUUGUGGGGGAGGAAGGGAAAGGAGAUUGUUAGCCGCUUUGAGACUCCUUAGGGUAGUAAUAAAGCGGGAUAUCAAAUCCAAACUCUUCAUGAUUUUACUUCUGGGUUCUCUGGUAGCAGUUCUUCAGCCUGGUUAGUUACAUCUUAAUGUAACAUAAUGCAUUUGUUCAAUAAUUAAACUUGUUUUCUUUUAGCAAAGGUACGGCGAUUGUACGAUAUUGCCAAUGUCCUGACAAGCCUUGGGCUUAUUGAGAAAGUGCAUGUAACAGAAGAAAGAGGUCGUAAGCCAGCCUUCAAAUGGAUUGGGCCGGUGGAGUUCACUGGAGACAAUGGUAAUAUUCUUUAUAUUAUGUCAUUAUCACUUAUGCAUUUCUUACAGCCUUAACAGCACCAACAGCACCAGGUUGGCUCAAAUGGUUUCUCGUAUUUUUGUAAAGGAGACUCGAGUAAUGUGAAGAAUAGAAAGCCCAACCCUUAACAUUCAAGGGGCCUCAGGAGGCAUCUUCUGUUUAUAGCUGUUCCACUUCACCUGCAAAGUGUCUUGCUUUGUCAAUGGAACUGGUUUAUUGCCCAAGUGAUGCUCCAGGGCUUCUUCAUGUUGAGCGUGGCUUGCGGGUCAUCCUUUGGCGAGCUGAUUUUAACGAAGAAUGCAUCUCUUUAGGUGGCAUAAAGAUGGAGAUUCCGACCUGUGCUGCUUUGACGAAAGCGAAAGGGGCAGCACGUGUCCCCCACCAAGCCUGUUCCAGUAGGAAAGAGCGGCUCUCGCGACAUGCUUCUUUUGGCACGGCUCAGCCUUCCGAAGUGGCCAAGAGGAAGGCCAGCUCAGAACCCAGCAGCCCACGCAGGGGAAAACAAGGUAACCUGGGGAGGGCUUGUGCUCCUCCAACCCACCAGCUCUGCUAACAAGCUUCCAGCUAACAGCCGUGCGUCUGUGCAUCUCUUUUCGGGUAAAGCAGCUCCCUUUCCACAAGCUUAAACUUGGAGCGCGCUCCUUUUGUUAGAAUUUGGCACAGGCAGAUUAAAGCCCUUUAAAUGGAAAGAGAACAUAUUAUUUUAUGGUUGCUGGUAAGAUGGAGCUGGCUGGAACAAUCCUGUUUAUAGUACUUUCACACCUCAGCACUGUCAGGCUUUAUAAAGUGAUUUGAAGGUUUUACUAGAAUGGCAAUUGGCCCAUCUCUGCCUGGUGCACGGCGCCCAGCUCAGAAAGUACUGUGUUACCUUGGCCUAUGGAACAAUAGAGUUGCCUCUCUCCCAACUGCAAACAAACUGUGCUUGAGUGUAAGUUGGAGGUAUCAGGGCUGAGCUAUAGAAUACUUUUAAAACAUCAAUCUGAAUUCCAGGCCACCAUUUUCACUGGGGGGUCCAUAAAUUCCUGGGAGAGGAAGGAGGAAAUAGUUUCUGCAAUUCCACUGAACCUCAGAGACACUUGGAGGGUACAGCUUCAAGAACAAUCCUACACAGGGCCCCCCUCCCAGCUCAAAAGAAAUGUGUGUCUAUAUUGUGAUGUUCUUCAGGGCCUCUUCAAGGAUCUCUGAAGUGCAGCGCAAUUGCGGGAACUCUGGGCUCAAGAGAAGGGCUGGGCUAGACCUGGGAUAGCUCAGUUGGUAGAGAAUGAGACUCUUAACCUCAGGGUCAUGGGGCUGAGUCCCACAUUGGGCAAAAGAUUCCUGCAUUGCAGGGGGUUGGAUGAGAUAACCCUCCUGGACCCUUCCAACUCCACAAUUCUAUGAUUCUUUGAUUUUGUAUCAUGCUUAGCUUUGGAAGAGGAGCUCAACGUGAACAUGCUAAAGAGCUAUGGGGUGAGUGGGAAGAUGAUUGUUCUCACAGUCAUACUGCAUUCCCAAGCUCAGCGGCAAGUGGGGAAGCAUCCUGGCCACCAGACAUUUUAGCUGUCGACGAUGGCCAGCCAAAAUUUGUGGACACCUGUAUUUUCAUAUAGGCUAGAGAAGGGACCUGCAGUGCCCAGCCUACCGCAAAUCACUUUGAGGGUGACAGUCAUCUGAGAUCUGAUGUCAAGUGAUUGAAACUUCAGGUUGUGACUUCAAAGGAAGAACUGGGAGCGUAGCGAAGAAUGCUCUCAAUACUUCCAUUGCAGCCCCAUCUGAGACAGAGCCUAGAAAAUGCAUAAUUACCAGAUCCUAUAUACAUGGUCCCUGAAACAGUACUCAUCAACGGUGCUGCCUGUCUUCCUAAGUCUCUCUGUGCAUUCUAGUUGUUUCUCAAGAGAAGACAUGAUUGGGUGUUUGCAUGGCUGUUUCUCAUACGGUACAAACAUAACCGUCACCCGUUGGUAAUUAAUUCAGCGUUCUGCUUUUCCUUCAUUCUUCAGAUGACUGCUGCUCCAAAAUGAUAAAUCUAGCAUCUGUUUGCUGCCAGAAGAUGGAAGAUGACGCAAGGUAUGUUGUGGAUUUUAAAGCUUGAUACUCUGCAAAAGCUUUGGUCUGCAUUAAAAUGAGCUUCAGUCUUCCAAGUUUAGCUGUUGUGCAACAUCCAUAUGUUAUGAGAGCAGGCCAUGGUUCAGUAACAGUUUGUGCCUUUGCGUGUUUCACGAAGAGUUUCAUGGGGUACAGCAGCUGCUCCCGUUGGAUUGCUCAUUAGACUUGAACAAAUUUUGGCUUUGCACAAGGUGCAGCACACAGAAUAAAGUGAACUCAGGGUGUGAUGUUUCCUUGAUAGUUGUGAAAAUAUGCAUCCCACUAAGUGAAGUAAAUAACUAUCUAACGUUUUAGCAAAGGUAGACAUUUUGAAGCUCUCUAAUUUGAAGCUUUGGUUGCACUAAAAUAUAAUGAAUGGCACCUCCGAAAAUUAUCUGUGCUACCAUGGAGAGACUGAAUAACAAAUCUAAAGAGGAAGCUGGAUUUAAAUAAAGCUUGUAUUACCCAGUGGCCAUUUUAUCCUGAUAACGCAGGUGUUCUAAUAUUGCGAUGGAUUAAAUCCAAGGAUGUGAUCCUUUAUGUGAAUUUAAAGUUGAGUAAAAUGUGUAUGGCACCAUCUUAAACUUAAACACGGCAGAGACAGCUUGCUGAGAAUCUUGUUUGGCCUCCAGCGCUCAUUUCAUAAGGCAAAUAAAAAUUCCUGAAAUGAGUACUCAUCAUUGUGAGUGUUGUCAUGAAUAACACUGAUCAGCUAGCACCUUGGCCACACAGCUCUUUAUAGAGUGUCAGUUCUCCUAUUCUUUUACAAGUCUAGCAUAAAUUUUAAACCCCUUUUACCUUUUGCACAGAAAAUUGCUCAUGUAAUAACAUGGUGACUUAUCACAUAAUGUUCUAGUUAGUGUCUAAAUCUAGGUGAAACCAUUAAAAAGGGUGGCAAUGACGGUAGGAGGGUGUGUGUUUUUUAUUUGGCACUGCCAUUUUGUAACAGAGCAGAUUGUUUAUUUUAAUUUGCUUUUCAUUGAAACACUUAUAUCUCGCCCUUCUGGUGUGAAGGCCUUCAGUGCACAUCAGAAAAUUGCAACAAGCCUUCCUCAGGCCUAAUCUUGUUCAUUGGAUUUUCCCAUCCUAAACUGGAAUAAAUAGACACAUGCAUGCAAACCUUUUGGUGAUUUAGUUCUUUCCUAAGCCAGUAGAAUAAAUCAGGUUUUUCUUAGUAGAGCAAGAAUAGCGUGUGCUGUGGUUCUAGACUAACUUAUCUCUCCCUUUGUCUUUAUAGCAAAGGUCUCGAAGCGGCAGGAAACCUGGGCAUCAUUUCCCCUUUCUCUGUUCUUUCUGGAGACUCAGACUAUUGUCUUAACACCUUCCCUCCCUCAAAUGCAAGCUCAGACACGUCACAGCCAUCUCUACCAAAUGGGAUAAAUGACCAAGGUCUGCCAUUAUCGGCUUCCAAGCCAGAGGCUGGCAAAACCACUGUGCUCUCCAACCAACCUUUUGUUUACUUGCCAUCUCCCUCUCUGUACAUGCUGUGCGGCAGUCUUCAUGAGAGUCUCUCGAGGGGAAGUCCUCCAGAAAAGGGAAAUUGGGACUUCAAGGGCCAGGCUUCACCCUGCCCAUCAGAAGGUGCUGAGUCUCCAGUUAAAGGUCAGAAGCGGAGUUCCCAAUGGCGUGUUCCUCCCACUGAAGAGGAACCGACGGCAAAAAGGCAGAGUCUGGAGCAGAGCGAUGGUCCCAUUUCACUGGUGGUAUCUAAGGUAAGAGAAAUACAUUGGACCAAUAUCCAGGUUUUGAUUGCAGCAGGAGAAAUGGAAGUUUAUACUUGAAAUGACCCUUAGCUAGACGAAUUAGCAUACUGCAGAGAACUAGGCAGCAUUCAUUGCCCCUGACAUGUUUGCUGUAAAGCGUGAGGUAUUUGCUUCCCCUCUGUGCUGCAGAAGUCAUCAUAAAGACAUGUGAUAAAUGGCAACGAACGUUUUUUUGGCUAGCGCAGUUUGUUAAGAGCGUGGUACUGAGAACACCGAGGUUGCAGGUUCAGUCCCUAUACGGGACAGCUGCGUAUUCCUGCAUUGCAGGAAUCUCUUCCUUAGGGUCCCUUCCAACUCCGUGAUUCUGUGUGCAAUCCCUCCAGUAUUGGAAGAGGAAAGCAAAUAAACGAAACGUCUCCUAGAGUUUGAAGAAGUCAAAAUGCCAUUUGUCCCCCACCAUUUGCUCAGAAGCACCGGUCCACCAACGCCUCCGCAAUGUGCCACAUGCCAUGCAAAUAAGCCUGGAUGAGUCAUUCCAGUGAAUCAAAUCAGACAUUGUAGCAGAAGGAUUCCUUAAUGAGUGGAUUUGGAUGUAAAAUCGCUCCCAAGUUAUCAGUCAGACUGAGCAAGGGCAAAAUGCUAUCACUAAGUCAUUGCCACCCAGCUUCCUGUUCCAGAUUGUGGCAGUCCUUGCUGUUUCUCAUUCAGGAACAGGUUCUUACUACUUUGUCAUUUUUUGCCAGUUGCAUGAAUUAACUCCUGCCAGUUCUGCAUUGGAAAUCAAAACUUCGUUUUGGUUUUGGUGGGCAGGGGAGGACCCUAUUUAAAAAAGCUGUUUUAUGAUAAAUUUAUCCCUUGAUUAACCAUUUUUAACCUAGACAUAAUUUGUACUAGGGUCCUAGUCCCAUAAUAGAACUGCACCUGUUUUGUUUUGCAUUUCUUUAAUGAAAUGAAUUGUGCUUUUGUUUUUCUUAGAAGAACGCUAAGCCAACAGAUGCCGAAUCUGCCUCAGAUCGUAACUGCAGUCCCAUUGACCAACUUCAGUUCGAAGCAGGGGUGCCUGCUGCUAUAGAAGCUGCUAAAUCUUUGGAAACUUGGGAGCAAGAAAAGCCAUUUAGGAAUAAGUGUUCGAAAGAAAAUGCAAAGGAAAAUGAACAGGCCUCUCAAGAAAACGGCAAGCAGUCCUUCUUGCCACAGUAUCUCUAUGUGCAGCCUGCAGCUGGUAAGGCUUCUCUUGGGAACUAGGUACUGAUGUAGCAUCUGGCCAGAACAUACUUUAAACUAGGUGCAUGCAAAAUGCCAACCAAUUACUAGGUAGGGAGGUCGAAUUUCCAAAUCUAAAUCCUUUCACUGCUACCUAUCCCCUUUGUUGUAGCAUAGCUUGCCCCAAGUCUGGGAUGGCAUGGAGAAGUCAGGCUAUCUGUCUACUAGAUCAUCUCUACUUCGUAAAGCUUAGCAGAAGCUGUCCAGAUUUUUUUAUUUUUCAAGCCUAACACUCAUACCCUGUAGAAAGAGUAGCAAGCAAGGUGGUACCCCAGGUGCUGUGCCCCCCAACUCUCAUCCCUGCCAGCUGCUAUGGCCAGUAGUUUGUCAACGUAAUCUACAGCAGAGCUGGAGAACCUGUAGCCCAUGAACCAACCGUGGCCCUUUCUCAAGAGAAAAGGAUAUACAGUGGGUGGAAUUCAAUGUCUCAUUUCCCCAGUAUUUUGGUCUGGAGGUUUUCAUCACACACACACACACGAGUCAGUUUGGGGGAGGAGAACCCCAUUGUGCAAGCAGAAGUCGAACAGGGUUUACACUGGUGUGGCCAACUAGGCGAAUCCCGCCAGUUACUGUCUCAUCUAACUGCAAAUGUCUGCCUCUGUUCUUCCCUCUGUUUAGGACUGAAUGGGUUUAAUUUCCUGUUUCCUGCCAACCAAGCUCCUGGUCCCGUCAACCUGUCUUCAAGCCGUUUGCCUUCGCUUAACGUUCCCUGUAUGAUGGUUCCAUCUACAGCCUUGGCACCGUUCCCUCUCAUCUAUUCCCCGGCAGUCACAAGCCAACUUACUUCCGCUCCUGCCAGCUCCUUCCCAAAUGUCACGUGCAUGAAUUUCAGAAUGCCUGGCCUGGCACCUACAACACCUGUUUUCAUUGGGACCCCAGCAGCAGUCGUCACUCCAAAUUCAGCACAGCUACCAACCCUGGAGCCACACCAGCAGAUUCAGCCAGCUGUACACCUGAGCCCUGUCCUCGGGUCUGCCUGCGGCUCCGUUAAAGCAGACUCGCCGGUUUGCAUGGGGCACCCAGUCACCCUCCUGAAAUUCCAGCAGGUGAGAAUGCAAAGACUGGGUGUGAAUGAAGCUCAGAUUGGGAGCGCAUAAAAUGCAUCUGUUUAAACCAAAUCACCUUGCAUUUCAAAACUGGUGCUUUUGUGGACGUUAAAGAUCAUAAAAUUGCUAAACGUUUUAUUUUAUUAUUUUGUAAACAGCAGUUCCUAUUUAUGAAAUCAGCCAGGUGCUUAUUUAUAAAUGAAGCUAGGAUUUAGGAUUCUCCUCCCCUCACUCACAUAGGGAAAAGUCACUCAUCUUUAUAAUAAGCUCCAGCACAUAUAUGGACUUACGACCUAUACAGGUUAUAUGUAUUUAUUGUAUUUCUAUCCCGUCUUUUUCUCCAAGUUGCUCAAGGUUUUCCCCUUCUUUCUUUCAUCCCCACAACUCUGCAAGGUGGUUUAGGCUGUGACUGGCCUGAGGCCACUCAUUGAGUUUCAUGGCUGAGUGGGGAUUUGAGCACUGGUCUCCUAAGUCUUAAUCUGACACUAACCCCUAGACCACAGUAACUCUCUUGUUGAUUUCAGUAAAGGAAUUCCUUUUUAUGGGGUGCCACCCAAUCAGGAACCAUGCAACUAGGGCGAAUUAAUGCAAUCCUAUACAACUGAGUGCAUGCUUAAAAGUUAAGCACUCUUGUUUUAAUGUUAAACACUAUCAUUCUCUGGAACUCUUGUGAGUGGAGUCCAGCUUUGUUUUUUUGGCUGGAGCCUCUUAAAGGCUGGGAUAAUUAGAUAUUUGGGUAAGUGCUGCUAAUACAGGCGUUGUCCUGAACUGUUCAUAGUGGCAUACAUUCAUUCAUACAAGAUUUGAAUGGUUUCUGUUCUGUGUGGUGGUCAAAUUCAAAUAGGCUGAGGGACAAACUUCCUUGCACCCAUGGUUUUUCCACCAAAACAAAUCAACAGUUCUAAUGGGGGAAGAGACCGGUUAUAGGACCAUGGCUACCAUCUAGAAAUUGCUCGCUCCAUUCAACCUCAAUCUGCAACUCAUUUUAGUGAUUGCAGAGGCAGGGAACCUCAAAAUGAUGCUGAACUCUUUACAGCCUCAGCCGGAAUAGCCAAGGGUCAGAGAUUAUGAGAGCUGUAACCUCGCAGUAUCUAAAGGGCCACAGGUUCCCCCCACCUCUGAGCUAGAUGAAUUGGAUUUGAAAGAGAACGGCUACUGAAUUGCUUUUGUCUCUCCCUACAAAUAGUCUUCUGCAGCCCCGCUGACUCCUAAGAACAUGCAUUCCACACCCCAAGAAGUGUUUUUCAAGACCCCUGGCAGCCUUGAAGACCCUGUGGCAUGGCGGAAAAGCGAAGGCAACCAGAGCAGAACGGCAAGCUCUGUUCAAAGAAGAUUAGAGAUCUCCAGCAACAGCUCUGACUAAUCCCGCUCACAGCAGAGGUGUGGGCAGCUUAGGAUGCAGAGCCUUAAACUUUUUUUACAGAAAUAAUCAGUUAUUACAUAAAAAGGAGAGAAGAGGUUUUAAAAACAGGCACGCUUGGCCACUGUUCAUUUGCCAACUACGCUGUUGACGUUCUUCCUCGUGAAUCACCCCAGCUGUGGAAAUAUUAAUACCCGUUAAAAUCUGAAUUAUGUGCAUGCUGAUACACGGGAGCAUCAGGUUCUCUUUGGGAAGUUUAUAAAAUCGCAUUAGUGAUCAGUUAUGUGAACAGGUUUACCAGGGUCUGUUCCGAAGUCCAAAACUGGGGGAAGCUGGCUAGCACUUAUAUAGGGGAAAUGCUCUUUUACAAACACGCUAUCCUGCUUAAGUAUGCAGGAUAGGCCAAGGGGGACCUCUAAGUAAAAAAAAAAGUGUAGGAGCCGGUGCUUCUUUGCCACAACACUGAAGUAUUGCAACUUCAGAAAAACAGACUUUUGUGGAGUACUUGAAUGUUAUUGAUGUACAGUUUCCCCUGCAUUUGUUAAAAGCGGAGACGUCUGAUAACUUACAGUAGGAGUGAAUGUAUUCAUGUGAAAUACUUUAAGACCAAAACAACUGUGAAGUUUAAAAUAUUUCAGCGGGGUUUGUAUUAGUGAACUUCGUAGUUUCUCUGUGUCCUUGUUUUCUGCACAAAACGUACCAGCUAAUUAUCAGUUGAUACAAAUGCCUGUCCCCAAUACUACAGAGGGUGUAAUAGGUUGCUUCAAGAAUAAGGAAUCUCUGAAGUGUGUGUGGUAGAAAUUCAUCCCUAGUUUAAAUAUACAGUGGUAUCUGGGUUCUCGAACUUAAUCCAUCCCGGGAGUCCGUUCGACUCCCAAAACCGUUCGAAAACCAAGCUGCGGCUUCCGAUUGGCUGCAGGAGCUUCCUGCAGUCAAGCGGAAGCUGCGUCGGACGUUCAGCUUCCAAAAAACGUUCGCAAACUGGAAACUUACUUUCAGGUUUGCGGCGUUUGGGAGCCAAUUUGUUCAGGACCCAAGCCGUUUGAGAACCAAGGUACCACUGUAGUGUAAUUCUGUACUUAACUACUUGGAAAUAUGCCCCAUUGAAUAGAAUGGGGUUUACUGCCAGGUAAGUGUAAAGGAUUGCAGUGACAAUCCCAUAUACAGUGGUACCUCGGUUUUCAAGCAUCUCGGAAACCGAAUGUUUCAGAAGCCGAACACCGAAAACCCAGAAUUAAUUGCUUCUGUUUUUGAUGCACCUUGGAAGUCGAAUGGCUUCCGCUGCGUUUUUUUUCCUCCAUUGACUGACCACUGACCGCCCUUUGUGCCUCAGUUGUCUAACGUUUCAGAAGUUGGAACAGUCUUCCGGAACGGAUUAUAUUCGACAACCGAGGUACCACUGUGUUUUUCUUAUUGAGCCAAGGUUCAAUAUAUGGCAAAGCAUGUUCUGUAAUUCUGCCACUGGCUCUGAAGCUUAGUUGGGCAGAUUUGCCUAUAAUGUGGACUUGUAUGAAUUACACAAUAACAGGUCUAGUUUUCAUCAAGAUAAUCCUUUGAGCACGGUAUUUAUGGCAUGAGUGGCUGCUGAGGAAAGAUUGGAUUUAUGACAGAAAGAAAUAGAGGAUCUGUAUCCCAGCAUGGAAAUAGAAAAAUUAGGGAGUGAUCAGUGAAAGGGUUGCAUUAAUUUAUGGGCCACUCUUCAUUUACUUACACUAUAGAAAGGAAACAAGUCAGUUUAGAGUCUGCUGCUGGAAAUGGGUUAAUUUCUUACAAAUUAACUGGGCAGUGCAUACUUUUGCAUUUAUUUCACCAGUUUCAUAGACUUAACGUGACAUUCAUUGCUGAUUUUAAAAGAAAAUUCAUCAUGAUAUUUUUCAUUUUUAAAUCAAGUAAAUAGAUAGUGUGGCUGGCUCUUCUUCUUUUUCACCUAGGGAUGACUUUGUAGCCAUGAUGUACGUUUCUUGAGGUCAGAAAAGUUUUCUGAACUUUCAUUUCACCAGGUUUAAGAAAGAACAAUGGUUUUGUGUGACAAGAUAUUUUGGUUCAUUUAGUUUUGAAUAAUGAAUGUGUUAUGAAAAUUAAGUAAUUAAUUUUAGAGCUGCAAAAUAAUUUGGGAAUAUUGUAUUUUUAUGUUAGAAUAGACCAAUAACAGCCUUACAAGGAGUGUAGUGCAACUUAAUGUUUCUUAAAUCUCUUUAGUUCAAUCACAAUAGGAGAUUGAAGAACAUGAAGGAAGAGGACCUUAAAACAAAACUUUUUACACUACAGAAUUUUCACAUUUUUGUGACUUUUACCCAAUGCAUUGUUUUAUUCACCCACAUUCAAGUUUUCCCACAUGAAGUGUAAUCUUCUGUUUAGUAACAACUGUUGCCAAGCAUAAUUGCGGCAGGUGCCUGAUUUACUGGUGUACUCAAGUCUGUACCUCUUUUGCUCAAAGGAUACUGUUUCUCUUAACAGAAAGAUAGCUGGUGUGCCUGCUCUUAAUUAGUAAUCCCUCCUCCAUAUGCAUUACAUGUGGCAAUAAAGGGGUGGUUCUCAGCAAUUAAGGCUGAUGGAAAAACUCUUGAUUCUAAAACAUUAAAAGACAGUAUGUCUUGUUUUUUCAUGAUCAAUAGAACUAUACAUUCAGUAACCAAUACAGUAGUACCUCGGAAGUCGAACACCUUGUGACUUUAAGGUUUUGGCUCCCGAGCGCAGCAAACCCGGAAGUGAGUGUUCCUGUUUGUGAACGUUCUUUGGAACCCAAACGUCCAACAUUGGUUCUGCAACUUCUGGGUUGCAGAAGCUGUGCCUUGGUUUCCGAAUGUUUUGGAAGUCGAACGGACUUCCAGAACGGAUUCCGUCCGACUUUCGAGGUACGACUGUACUUGCUUUCUUGGGCAUAUUUUAGCUGCGUUGGUGACAGCAUAGGAAGUGGUGAAGUGAUUGUUUGAACAUCGAGCAUCACAGAACUACCAGGGCAAAAAAGCUAUCUGUAAGGCACGAACAUCUACAAACCGCUGCCACUUUAUCCCUAGGCUGGAAGAUUAAGACUGUAGGCUGCGCUAGGCUUGCCACUACCUCUGUCAGCUGUAUUUGCAAGCAAGGUGUGAGGAGGAGAGGGAAGUUAAAGAUACUUGGGUUGCGUGAACUGGAGAAUCGGCUAGAUUCAAAUUUUCUGUGCACCAGCAUGAAGCGAGACCUGUUGCAUAUAGCUAGUGAAAGGGGAAUCAGAUUUGGUGGCAGCCAAAGCGGUGGUGUGAACAGGCCAAGGUUUGCUUCUGGGGCCGACCUUUUUACUAUUAAAAGACUGGUUGUAAACAGAAGCAAGUGUGAAACUGCAGCUUUUGGUGGUGGAAGCAGGAGCCUGCAGGUCUGGUGACCCAGAAUGUGGUGUUUUGUCUUAUGACUCCUGUUUCACAGAACCUGUGGCAAAACUGCUUCAGCAGAGGCAAGCAUUCAUUUGCACUGAUGCAAGUGCUCAUGCACUGACUUGUGCAGGAUUUCAGGGCUUGUGAAAAACCUUAACUCUGGUACUAUGGCACUAACCCGUUUGCAGGGGGGAGAGUGUGUGUAUAACUUAAUACUUGAAUAAUAUAAUAUACCACGUUUACAUAUCUCAGUUCCUUUUGUAAAAGGUGCUAUUUCUGUAUUUAAAAAGCUGUAUUGUUUUUGAUAAUGUAAAGCUGCUUCAUGUUUAUAUCAUUGCACUGCUAGUUUCUUAUCUUCGUAUUAACGUCUCAAUUGCUUGUGGGUCUUCACUGGUUAGAAAUUGCUCUCUGCCUGUCUUAGGUUCUUUGCUACACUCUGCAUUCAAAACUAUUAAGAGCACACACUAUUUGAACGGGGGAGGGGGGCAUAUUUUUAUACUUAAAUUAGAUAACUCCUAAUCUUUGU
Molecule: messenger RNA, 24007 nt
Organism: Podarcis lilfordi (Lilford's wall lizard)
Lineage: Eukaryota; Metazoa; Chordata; Lepidosauria; Squamata; Lacertidae
Source: the annotation of a GenBank genome assembly